UUAGUCAUAACUCCGAGUACUUACCCACAACUGAUUCUCUUUCACCUUCAUCAUCCAACCUCUAAUCCAUCAUGAGCGGCAAGCUUGCUUCAGAAUAUCCAUCCUGGAAGAAGCUUCAGCAGAUCUACGACAGCGAGCACGCCAAUCUCGUCCUGAAGGACCUCUUCGCUCAGGAUCCCGUCCGUUUCUCCAGGUUCUCUAAGGAAUAUGCGUCUACAUCUGGUCCAGAUGUCACUUUCCUCCUCGAUUACUCCAAGAACCUUAUCACUCAGCCCAUUGUCGACACUCUCCUGUCUUUGGCUCGGGAGGCCGAGGUAGAGACAUACAGGGACAAGAUGUUUGCUGGCGAGCACAUCAACACGUCAGAGGACCGUGCUGUUCUCCAUGUCGCUCUCCGUAACUUCAACGACUUCAAAAUUCAAGAAAGUGGCGUCGAUGAGGUGUCAGCAGUCCUGGAACAUAUCAAGGUCUUCUCUGAGGCCGUCCGCAGUGGUGAAUGGAAAGGAUACACAGGAAAGACGAUCAACACCAUUGUUAACAUCGGCAUCGGGGGAUCCGACUUGGGCCCUGUCAUGGUCACCGAAGCUUUGAAGGCGUACUCCAAACGUGAUCUCACUGCUCACUUCGUAUCCAAUAUUGAUGGUACCCACAUUGCAGAGACCUUGAAGGUCUGCGAUCCUGAGCGCACCCUGUUCAUCAUUGCCAGCAAGACUUUCACUACUCAGGAAACCAUCACAAAUGCCGAGAGCGCCAAGGCAUGGUUCCUCGAGACUGCGAAAGAUCAAGCUCAUGUCGCUAAGCACUUUGUUGCUCUGAGCACCAACACCAAGGCCGUCACUGCUUUCGGCAUAUCUCCUAACAACAUGUUCCAGUUCUGGGACUGGGUUGGUGGUCGUUACAGCUUGUGGAGCGCCAUCGGACUGUCAAUCGCUUUGGUCAUCGGUUACGAUAACUUUGAGGCGCUUCUCAAGGGUGCACAUGGAAUGGACAAGCACUUCAAAGAGACGCCGUUGGAGAACAACCUACCGGUUCUUCUAGCCAUAGUAGGGAUCUGGUACAACGACUUCUACGGUUCACAAACACACGCAUUGCUUCCAUAUGACCAAUAUCUUCACAAAUUCGCUGAUUACUUCCAACAGGGAGACAUGGAAUCCAAUGGCAAGUUCGUCACGAAGGGUGGUCAACGCGUCAAUUAUCAAACAGGACCUAUUAUCUGGGGUGCGGCGGGCACCAACGGACAACAUUCCUUCUACCAACUCGUCCACCAGGGCACGAAACUGAUUCCCGCUGACUUCAUUGCCCCCGCUACUACCCAGAAUCCUAUUCACCAAUCAAAGCACCAUCGCAUCCUAUUGUCGAACUUCUUUGCUCAACCUGAAGCUCUCGCCUUUGGUAAAACCGAGGAGCAGGUGAAGAAAGAAUUAGGUUCGGGAGCAAGCGAAGCUUUGAUUAAGAGCAAAGUGUUCGAGGGGAACAGGCCCAGUAACAGCAUUAUGUUCCCGCUGCUGACGCCCGCUACCCUUGGCGCUCUGAUUGCUCUGUACGAACACAAGAUCUUUGUUCAGGGUGUUAUCUGGGGUAUCAACUCCUUUGAUCAAAUGGGUGUUGAACUUGGCAAAGUCCUUGCAAAGAAUAUCCUUGCCCAACUCGACAAACCUGAAGACGUCAAGGGCCAUGACAGCUCGACAACUGGCCUCAUUCAUUACUACCAGAAAUACAGGAAGGAGUAAACCAACCGAACGGAGCAAUAGGAAUUGAAAGCAUUUUUGAAUUCAUGAAUUGUUGUACUACGUAACAAAGAAGUGUAGGCUUAGUUAGGUGCGCAUAAUAGACAUUUAUCGGAUAGCAAC
Desarmillaria tabescens is the source of this 1850-nucleotide messenger RNA. Its product is annotated as glucose-6-phosphate isomerase. Lineage: Eukaryota; Fungi; Basidiomycota; Agaricomycetes; Agaricales; Physalacriaceae. Bases 72 to 1730 code for a protein of 552 amino acids. The transcript is spliced from 8 exons. The record is from RefSeq and is a predicted model, not a curated record. Gene Ontology annotation, molecular function: carbohydrate derivative binding; monosaccharide binding; glucose-6-phosphate isomerase activity. Gene Ontology annotation, biological process: gluconeogenesis; glycolytic process; glucose 6-phosphate metabolic process. Gene Ontology annotation, cellular component: cytosol.